Molecule: messenger RNA, 744 nt
Organism: Mercenaria mercenaria
Lineage: Eukaryota; Metazoa; Mollusca; Bivalvia; Venerida; Veneridae
Product: peptidase M20 domain-containing protein 2-like
Exons: 5
Coding region: 1-744 (247 amino acids)
Molecular function (GO): dipeptidase activity
Source: RefSeq, a predicted model, not a curated record
AUGGAAAAGGCCAAUGACCUGAAAUCGGUAUUUGGCGAGAGUACAGACGGUCCACACAUCGUUGUGAUAUGUGAAUACGACGCCCUACCUGUAAUUGGACAUGCGUGUGGACAUAACUUGAUCGCAGAGGUUGGCUUAGCAGCUGGAAUAGGCAUCAGAGCCGCCCUAAAAGGCAGCGAGAAACCGCUGGGCAAGGUAGGACAGUCAGCUGGUAUAGGUACAAGACCUGCCCUAAAAAGUAGCGAGAAAUCGCUGGACAAGCUCACGAUUCUUGGAACCCCUGCAGAAGAAGGCGGCGGUGGUAAAAUUGAUAUGAUAGAGGCAGGGGUGUUCAUGGACGUCGACGUUGCACUGAUGGCACAUCCAGCUCCAGUCAACCAGGAUGCGAUUCAUGCUCUAGCUAUUGACCAAGUUACUGUCAAAUACCAUGGACACGCUGCACAUGCUAGUGCAUUCCCCUGGAACGGAGUUAACGCCCUUGAUGCUGCUGUGUUAUGUUAUCAGAAUGUAUCUUGCCAUAGACAACAGUUUAAACCAACAUGGAGAGUUCACGGUGUUAUCAAGAACGGUGGAACGAAACCAAAUAUUAUACCUGAUCUAACAGAAUUAGAGUUUUAUGCACGAACCCCGAGUAAAGAGGAGCUAAGUGUGUUGAUGGAAAAACUAGACUUAUGCUUUAAAAGUGCUGCAACAGCUACAGGGUGCACAGUUGAGUAUCUAGUCAAGUUCUCAGUCUCAUGUUAA